Varroa destructor (honeybee mite) is the source of this 11957-nucleotide messenger RNA. RefSeq names its product GTPase-activating Rap/Ran-GAP domain-like protein 3. Gene Ontology annotation, molecular function: GTPase activator activity. NCBI's taxonomy places the organism in Eukaryota, Metazoa, Arthropoda, Arachnida, Mesostigmata, Varroidae. The record is from RefSeq and is a predicted model, not a curated record. Gene Ontology annotation, biological process: regulation of small GTPase mediated signal transduction.
AAAAUAACACUUGGGCAAUUCGUGUGUUUAGUAAAUGUAAAGCGAUACAGGUUAGAAUUUAUCAUGUAUCCUGAAACGACAAACGUGUUCGUGAUACGUACUUGAACUUGUAACGUGAUUGUUGGUGUGCUGUGUACCGCAGCUUUUGCUUUCGAUGGUUACACUGAUAGCCCUAGUUGUUAGCUAUCUACAGUGAUCUGUCACUGAUCCUGUGUGAGAGAUUGUUAUGAGAUCGUUGUCCAACGAACUCGAUCAAUGCUGGUGGUUCACAGUGCGUCACGUUCAAACACGACAAUGGACAACCAGUGCCGAUCUGCUAAAGUAGACGAUUCGAACAACGUCAGCAGAAUAACAGUCGUAGUAGUGCGGUGGUAUUUGAAAUUGGCCAUAACGCUAGUUUCACUACUGAGUUGGUGCAAUACAACCAGCUUCUAAAACGAUAUUGUUUAUAAUUGCCGCGACAAUAACAACAAAAUAUUACAUGGAUCGAUUGAUGAGACAAAAAAGACUGAAGCAAAAUUCAAGGAAAAGUGCGCGGCGCCACAGUCAGAGCCAAAAGGUGACACGAGGCAGUUCCGGGUAGUAAUAACAACGACAGCAACGACAACAAGAACGAUGAUAGCACAAACGGCAACGGCCGCUAAAGGAUCCACAGAGACAGCUGCCAUAGCAUAGCAUGCCAUAAAAAUCCAAGUGCGUGUCUUAGUAUAAACGUGUGAACAAAUGUUCUAAAUUCAAUUAGUUACACAAACAUACACGUGCAUAUGCACGCCCAAACCACAAAGUAAACAGUCGUUCAGGAGAAAUAGGGAUACACAGACAGACACACACGCAAAGGUCAAGUAGCCACAACAGAGGCAAAAUAUACAGAUAUGAUUCCCGGAGUCAAAUAAAAUGCAGAAGAUGACGACCAAGGAUUAAUGACUAGCCAGGUUUUGAGCGAAGAGGAAUUGAUUUUAGAGGUUUCCCUAGCAAAGGUUCAACGAGGCGGACCGUGUAUUUAUCUAAUUGAUACCGAAGGGAGAGUAAGUGUGAAAAAAGGGUUAAAGCGAAAAUAAUAGAUAAACUGAUACCACUAAGGCGAUGAACAGCCGCCGUAACAACAAACAGAAAGAGGAGGAAACCAACCACUUCGCAAAAAGGGCUUCGCGCGCAGUUGUUACCUUAUUCAUAUAUGUCAAUCAGGGCUUGGAUAUUAAAAGUUCAUGUAUAUAGCCAUCUGGCCUGUGUGUGUUUUCUUCUACGAUUUCGCAUUAUUUAUUCCGCGACCGGACCGCCUGCCGGCCUUCGGCGUUCGGACGUUGUUAUGUCCUAUCGAAGCCUGUUGUGGCCCCACGAAGCAGAAACGAGCUUUUGCGAAAGAACAACAGAAGGCUCAACAACGAAGCAAUUGCCAUCGAAAUCUACCGCAGCGAUCGUGCUACAUUAGAGUCGAGGGGUAACUUCGACGAACAGCGUAACAAACCGGAAGAUAAAGCAUCGAAUCAGGCUGGUCUCGUUCCUUGUCUACGGGAAGUACCGACGAAUAAGAUAGAAUUAAAUAAUUAAUAAGUCACCCUACGCUAAACAGGACUCAGCAGUUAAUUCUUAACCCAGGGGUCGACAUCUAUGCGAAUGCUGUUGCAUAAAUACACCGAAGAUAUAUUAGAACUUCGUUCUAUCGAAACUAUAAGUGCAAAAUAUUUUGCAUUAAAUGUAAUAGAUUUAUGCAAACAGUAACCCGACGAAAAGCCACUGCACUGUAUAUUCUCUCACCCAUUAGAAGCGAUAAUAGUAAUAAUAUCACUGUAAAUCAUAUGCAUAAGAUGUAUGGACAGCGUAAUCCAUGAUUUGUCUUCGUGAACGUGUCUGUGUGUGUGCAACUGGCUGCUGCAGAUACUCUGCCAUAGUUGAUAUUUCUACCGGUUAUAGGUGUCGUCAGCGUGUUUACAAAACUCAAUCUAAUUGAGAACGGCUUACCUCUUUCAGUCAUAAAAGCAAGACAGUAUGCACGAUUUCGACAAGACGACUAACAACACAAGGUCGCUAGGUGGCCUCAGAAUAAAGUUACAGGAAAAGCCAGGAAAUGAGCCGCGCCUCUAGGGACAUCGAUAAAUCAAUGAUUAGGCUAUCUAAUAGUAAGCACACAUCGAACUGUUGUUUGUUUAGUGCAGUUCGAGUUGACAACGAUCGAAACAGGGAACGAGACGACGAGACAUACUGUCCAUUCGAUGCGACCAACGGCAAACGUCGAGUGUCAUCCCAUCAUAUUAACUGGCGGAAGUCUCGGUGAAGUAGCAGACGCGUGAACUCGACGGUGUCGUCAACUUUAGGACCAGCAGUUACGCUGCGGUUGACCAACGGCGAAGUGGUACCACGGCAGCACAGCUUUUUAUUCCUAUCAUGUAUGUCCAUCUGCCUGUCCGCCUAGAUGUUCGUUGACUGUCUGGGAGUACACAAUCAUUCCGCCUAUGGUCAAUGGUGUGGUAGAGGCCGAUCAGUCAUUGUUUGGGUCGCUGAUACGUGAUUUAUCAUUGUGGUCAGCCGGUACUAACAACACAAUCGUUUUGCACUGGAUCACGUGUUUAUCGUCACUUGCAUCAUCGAACGGGUCAUUGUACAGCGAAGAUAGCAAGACCGUUAUCAGCUACGACAGCAACUAUUGCUUCAGCCGUUACAAGAAGGGCACGGCCAGAUCUAUCUACUGAACUGAGGUGUAUUAGUAUAGUGUUUUCAAUUGUGUGAUUUGCCUCCCUGCGUAUCCCAAAGGCAACCUACGACUAUACUGUUAUAGAUUUGAUACUCCAAUACAUUUAUGGUUCCUGUUUGGCUUUUCGAAACACGUUAUCAUUUCAUUGGGAGUUACAACCGUACAUGCGUCAUUAUUGUCCUUCUUGGUGUUACUAUGAUUAUCCUUGAUCAAGAUUAAAUCUACAGGGUCGCCUGAACUCAUCACAACCAAAGUAGAAGGGAACAAAGUGGCGAGUGACAAAUUGGUGCUAGGGCCUUGCCUGCCCCUAACGCACGGACAAGGACCCAGCCAGCGCUCACAGCCGUUAGCGCUAUGCUACGUUGAAAAUUGUUUACUGACACGGAUUGCGUAGCCAGCCAACAAUCGCAGAAACAGCUACAGCGUCAAUGUGUAAACAUCUGCAACAGCAAACAAACACAGACAACAGCCAACUAGCAAUCUGCCACCGGUCGUCGAUUGUUGUACGCUAAUAGACGACAGACAGCUUUAUCGCAUCCGCUCGGAGGAGAUCUGAAAGUCUUUUUAAAGCUGAAAACGAUCGUCCGCCGGCCGACCGUCUUUCCGCUGAGGCUGGGCGUAGCGAAGAAGCUGACGAGCGUAUCAACAAUCAUGCUGGUGAAUCGCUGCGAGCAAGGGACAGGGGGCGCGGAGACGGGAACAGGGGGUACAAAGAAGCGCAAGAAGGUGCAACUCAACUUAGGAGGCCUGUCGAUGCACUCACCUAACACAGCCACGCAGUCGUACAGUCCGCCAGACGUGCACGACUUUCCGAUGGCGCCAACGUCGUCAUCCAAAAUGAAAGUGAUGGUACAACACGAAGUGAAGGGGCCCAUUCCGGUACCGCGACGAGACAGGUCUAGGUCCCUAUGCGUGGACAAGCUACCCACGUUUUACAAACAGCCCCCCAGCCCAGUAUUCGACGUUAAGUUCCGUCACCUAGGAACGGCCAAGGCCAACGCUAUACUUGGACGCCGAGGAUCGGAAUACUCCUCGGCCACCAGCGGUUCGGUGGAUAGACUCACCGUACAAGCAGUCUAUACAUGUUCAUCCGCCACCGAUCUCGCUGCACGUAGAGGAGUUUUUAGUCGUCGACACUACGGAUCGGUGGAGAUGCUCACUUCUUGUGAUGGAGAUAACGAAAAUGUUGUGCGGAGGUUUCGCGUGGAGACGGGAGAACGGUCCGACAAAGACGAGCUUUCCUUUCUCGGUCCUGGUACGAAUGCGUCUGGAGGGCCCUCCUCGUCCAGCAGCCACGUCCGCCGCGUGACCACUGAAGAAACUCUCAAACUGUUUGGAUCCCCCAGCACCCCCGUCCUGGAAAAUCCAGAGUAUCAGACCAGAUGGUACUUUAAGUACUUCCUUGGCAAACUGCAUCAGAACUAUGUUGGGGCGGACGCAGAGAAGAACCCAUUUUUCUUGUCCGUUGUGCUCACUGAUGCCAACUCACAGGGCACGCAGCAGUACCGGGCCAUUCUCUGGCGAAAGACGGGGGCGCUGCGUAUUUGUCUUUCACAUUGCCCUAACAAGCCGCUAACUGUUAAGUCGAUCCUGAGCAAUUUCGAAACGCUCGAUCGAGUCGACAAAGGUCCGAAGGAGAUUUUUUCACCUGAUAUUCAAAAGGACCUACUUUUACUCGAGGAGCAGGAGGGCUCCGUGAACUUCAAAUUUGGGGUCCUGUAUGCCCUUGCAGGGCAAACAACGGAUGAUGAAAUGUUCAGUAAUGAAACGGGAAACAAGGAUUUCGAGAGACUGGUCAACUUGCUGGGCGGGAAAGUGCGCCUUAAGGGCUGGGACAAAUACAGGGGCGGACUAGACGUCAAGGGAGACAUGACUGGCAAACAGUCCGUGUAUACGAUCUACGAGGGGCACGAAAUUAUGUUCCACGUAUCAACAUUGCUACCGUACUCCAAGGAUAACCGACAGCAGGUGGAGAGAAAAAGGCAUAUCGGCAACGAUAUAGUGAACAUCAUAUAUUUGGAAGGAAACUACGAGGACCAUAUCAAUUUUAAGCCAUCCAUGAUAAAGUCUCAAUUUACACACAUCUUCGCGGUGAUUACGUAUGAUAAAAGCGAAGAUGCGUUUCGCCUUUCGCUUUUCUCAGAAGAGUCGGUUCCAUUAUUUGGCCCUACGCUUCCCUGUCCGCCCGUGUUCCACAAUCAUCAGGAGUUUCGGGAGUUUUUGCUCGUCAAAUUGAUCAACGGCGAGAAGGCAGCGUUCAACACGCCGAUCUUCGCACAAAAGAGGGAACGUACCCUGGACAUGCUCAUCAAGGACCUUUAUCACGAGCACAUAUCUGACCGAGGGACGAUGUUGAACCGGCGGGCGUUCUCCGAUGUCCUUCCCGAAACCCCUCGAGGAUCCCGAAGGAAAGAGGAGGCUCGCCAGGUGGAGUUCGUCCGCAUCGGACAAGCACUGAAACUGGACACGAUCGUAAAAGGCGACGCACCCACAUCGCUAGCAACAACGUCUCUGUUCAAACGGGAGCCUUGGGAACCACACUGUUUUUACCCGGACUUCCCGCACGAAGUUAUCUGUGGUGAUUCCUGGGCUGAAAAGCGGUUAGUUCUCGCAACAGAAGCUGGGAUAUAUAUUAUCGAAGAGGGUCUUCAGCAUCGGCAAAUCUUUGACAAAAGUGUUCAAGUGAAGCAGUUAUCUGUUGUGGAAGCUCAUGGCAUCCUGCUACUACGCACGGACCGAGGUCGGGACUCGCGUGUCCACGUAUUCCGCUUAUCCGACUUUGAGAUCGAUCUAUCAUUCGGCGCUGUCAAGACGCGCCAUGAUCUCAGAGAGCACCGUCUGGAGCGUACGAAGGGAUGCCACCUAUACUCGUUAAGCCGCCCCGGUGGCAGUCACUUGAGGAUGGCAGUUUGUAUCAGUCGGAAGCUACUUCUGAUGCAGUGGCGCCACUCAGCAGCCUGGACAACUUGGUGCGCCGCUUCUGACACCGAUACGAUCGACGGCUUUCAGCUCGUUCGAGAGUUGAACGUAAACGAGGCACCCGUGAUUUGUACUCUGGUCGACACUCCACGACCCGGUGCUGAUAACCAGAUCUGCGUGGGGUAUCGCCAUCAGUUCGAUCUGAUCAACGAAAAGACAGGCGAGAUUGUGCGGCUUCACAAUCUUGACAAAGUGGAACGUCUUCAUCUUGUUGCCGCGUUAGACAUCUACGAAGAUGAUGAGGCCGAGCUACUACUUUGCUACAACCAUACAACGCACUUCCAGAAAUUGCAAGAGGAGACAAUCAAUACAUUUAACUUUCAAUGGAACGCGAUGCCUGAAGGAGUCGUUUGCGUAUUUCCGUACAUAAUGGGUUUCAACUACGACAGCAUCGAGAUUCGCCUGAUCAUCAAUGGAAAUCUCGUUCAUAAUAUGGCCAUGCCAAAACUGAAACUCAUUGCAUCGAAAAGCGACAUCUUUUUUGCCUCAACGGCGCCUGAGUUUUUUCAGGUGCGCAAGGAUCGAGUACGUGAUGAUCCGACGGCCCAAAUGGGGCAACAAGGACAAUACUUUACGUUCAACAAUAACCUGAGCGCUAUCAACAGAGACCCCUCGCUGUCGCCGCCCUCGUCGCCGCAUUCGACAGGUAGUACGGGUUCAAACGGGGGCGUAGAUGGAGGCGCGGCGGUUGGAGGCAGUGGUUUGAAGCCGGUGCGUAUUUAUCGCAUUUCGUUCAGCUGCCUGACAGGGAACGCGUCUCCGUGCGAGCGACGUUGCCCCACCCCCUCGCUUCCUUCGCCGGCAGCCUUUCUGACAGCCGCUAAUAGCGCGCCCGGAGCUACCAGCGUCACCCAUAACAACUAUGCACAGCAACAGUACUUAUCACCGGACUUCCAGGAGGGCUGCGGAGGCCGGCCGAGCCGCAGCGCGUGCGCGUCUCCGGUGCCGCCUUUACGUUCGCUUUCGCCGUAUGGCAGCUCGAAGCGCAGCGUAAUGCAUAUCACCCACGCAAACAAUAGCUCGAACAGCUCCGACUCCGGACUGGGCAGGAGUCUCGGCGCCAGCCCCCCUGCAAGCCCUUUUCCUACCUCCGCCGCACCGGCGACGACAACAGCCGCUAACACAACUCCCGGAGCAUCAGCAGCAACCAACAACGGAAAAUAGCUCUCGAUUUAUGCAAGACAUCAUCAAUAACACAAAAGAAAUAGAGAAACAAAAUGCCGAUGACAACAACAAUAAUAAACAUUGGGAAAGCAACAACGUGUGAUGAGUGGUAUACAGUACUAUAGGUGACGUCAUCUCAUUUGUGUGGACUAUCAACCGAACAGGAACAUACCACGUAGAUAUUGUUUAAACCAUUCAGAUAGCUUUUUGCGAAAAAAACGGCUAGUUAGGCACAGAGCUGACGUCCAUAACCUGCUGAUUCACUGGCAAAAUCCUAAUACAGAGUUGUGCUGGGCCAAUUGGCCUGAUCUGUUGGCUUGUCGAUCUCAUUGCAGAUAGAUACAGAAAGGCGAACAUCAGGUAGCACAUAAAGAACGAUAACACUAGGAGAUAUGACGCUGGAAGCGACCGCCGUCUGUACCAUCCAUUUACGGCUACCGACAGUUGGGUUUGCGCCUCAACCGGACUCCUGGGCCGGGUCUCAAAGAAAAAUUUAUGCGAACGAAAAAACACUAUGCCUACAACAACAACAACAACAACAACAAAGUUUUUGUAAAUCAACAGGAAAGGGAAGCGAAAUUAUUUUGGGCACCUGAAAUAUCCCCUCGUGUUUUAAGUCUAUGCUGCCUCCGCUUUGACUAAUAAGUAUAGCGUACUUAACUGCAUUUUAUUAAACUUUAAAUAAUAAACGUAGUACGGCAAUUUACGUCUGGUAUAUUGUACAUCUAGCAGAAAUCUAGCUAGAAAGCUGGUAAAUGUAGUGAAGGCCCCUCUGUUGCGAUGCAAUUCAAAGACUUCAAUAAUUUCCGACGAUGUGCUUAAAACGAUUGAUUUUUACUAGUUUCAUUGACUUAACUAAGUACGGGUAACACGAAUUUCAUCAACAGGAAGCUGCGACUGAUAAUACCGUACAUAAUUUAUGUUUUGCAUAAUAUAAAGGCCGAUACCAACACUAAACUUUCUUUAGCUAGUUGAUAAGGAAAGAGCCGUGGAACGCGUGACUGACAAGCGUCAGUCCCAAAUGAGGGCAGUUCUAGUGGGCUGCAGAUAGAAGCAUGAAGAUCUUCAAUGAAGACGAAUAGUUCGAAUUCGAUCAGGUGAUGUGAGCUGCGUGGGUCAUCGAUCAAAAGUCCUCAAUAUUGAAUAGCUCCACUGGCAUAGUAGAAUAACGGUCAAAUAAGACAAGCUUUCCAGACGGCCCACUCAGCUGCCCGCUCGAAAAGCGCCAUAAAAAAAAAAAAACUAAAGCGAAGCGCGAGACGCAAAGGAGAAUACUGUCUCUCACCGUGCAGCUACACAUCAAAUUGCUUUUUUGUCUUUUUUUUUUUUAUUAUGACUAUAAUUUUGCUAUGGAAAUUUUACGGAAUCGCUUGAAGCGUGAGAACACGUACAUAAUGCGACCAACUUUGUCAGCGGUUAAGGGAGGAAAUGCGUUGAAAUGAAUAGAUUUAAAUAUACGUAGAAAAAGCAUACAACACUGAUCAAACAGUAUCGUAUUAUUUACACCUUCGAACUGGAAAAGGAUGUCAUGACGGCAAGAGUCAAAAAAGGUUACAGUGAAUAUUCCAUAAAUAAAGGUACGACAUUAUUAUACUAUUCUAUGUGGACAAAAACAUGGCCGAGCGGUCGAUAACGACGCACGGUAUAAUAUAACGCUUAUUACGUGACCAUAUAUACGACGCACGCACACGCAAUGGAACGAACGAUCGACACAGAUGUUGAAAAACCAGUAAAAAUAUACAGAAAACAUAACUUUUUCGCACAGCAUACAGAAAUUAUUAAAGCGUAGAUUGCUCAGCGUAAACUCAACACGACACAAUAACACAUCUGCUCGUGUACCCCUGUUCAACAUAUAUAUAUAUAUAUAUAGGUACUAAAUUAAUGGCGAAAACGAAGCGAAAGGAGACCAGCAGACAGGUGAUAACAUACAAAUGUAGGUAACAUAGAUAAUAAUGAAAAUGUCAAAGCGUCUAUAUAAACAACAAAUAGAAGACAGGGGACAGCGAAACGAAUUGUUGUUAUUACACACAAUCUGAAAGAGGCGCAAUUUCUAUGAACCUAUCUAUGAUAACAUUACGAUGGUAGCAUCGAGCAAAUACGUACUUUCGUUAAUAUUGACGAUAGUGCAUAGAUGAGGAGUGAGAUUUGCGACGAGGAAAGUUCUAAUUUAUGAUACACGUAUACACAUACGACAGUUACGCAAUAGGUCUAGUAGAAAUUGUAACGACCCAAAUCUAGUGAAACAACCACGGAAAAGACAACACACACACACACACACACACACACACACACUGGGUAUCCAGGAUCACAUGCCAUUACGACAAAAACCUAAUUUUAGUGCUGUUCUUUCUUCACGUCCGAACAUUGUGAAAAAUUCUACGAUUUUUACCUAAAAUUCAAAACAUGUUAGGGGAAAUACUAUAUUUCAUCUCCGAAUAGGGAAAUCUCUCGUUAGCUAGCAGUCUGCAGCAGACAAAUGUAAAAGUUGAUGUAAGCGUUAGUCCAAUCACCGCCAAUAACCAACAAUAGCAAUCGCGUAGUAGCCAGUAAAUAAACAAAAAAUCUCGUGCACUAGGUUCGUGGCGUACAAAGACCCGAACAUAUAUGUAGAGCUCUCCCUACAGCCAAUAUUCGCUAUACAUGGCCUAUCGCCCGCCUUGUCCUGAUAGCAUGUGCCACUGUAGACAAUGGGCAAUAUUCUUCAUUUUUGCUGACCGUUUCUCCUCCGUACUGGAGGCCCCGUAAGCGCUGCGUGGACCGCCUCUCUCAUUCGUUGCAUAAAGCAGCACUGUUGAUUAAUCCUGACGACGAUCCUGACGAGUUUUAUGGUCUGGCUUGCAACAACUGAUCAAUAAGUAGCGUAUGGGCCAAUGUCUGAUUAUUGCUUCACAUAUUUGUUGAACAUACAGUAACUAUUUGCUCCUGAACUAUUAGCAGAAUUUGGCCGUCAUCUACGAUUUCGACAGAGUACUGGCGGUUCACAAGGCUUUUCAAACCCCACUGCGAGGACAGGGGCACUGGUGGGCGGUGUUCAAGGAACAAUAUUGUGACAGCUGAAACAGAUAUACGUGUAGACUGGCAAUAGGUGCAAAACCAACCAUGAAAAUGUGGCAAUAAUGAGUAUCGCAAUGGGUCUUUGUAAAAGGGCGACUAUUAGUAAGACGAAUAAUAUUUAAAUGACGGGUUCAUUACUAAAGCGAUCCGUUGAGAAACAAUGGGUCAACAAAGGGUACGGAAACCCACGAGCUGCAACGCUUGAGUAAAAAAAGACCAAUAGUCGCAGAGAUAGUACAGGUACAGAUAAGCGUGGCCAUAGAAGCACUUCGUAUUAAAACUGUUUUGUAAAUAUACGCCUAUUCUGUCGAAAUUACCGUAUGCUGUCAGUAAUACGUUCGGUACGUGUUAUUAUUAUUGCUCUUCUUUUUUGCUCGUAAGAAUAGUGCGAUACAUAAAACUUUCGUCCUUUUCCUUUCGUGCGUACCGUUCAACUUCCAAGAAAGCGCUGUCGUAGCCAGGCCCAAUCUGGUCCUGGCUGAAGGUGUACGUGGCAGGUGAUAACUUAACUGUGCUAAUGAGGAUUGACGGCUGUAUUUAUUAGAAACGCAGUGUGCUUUCCCUGUGCACCUUCUGAUAUUUUCGCAGUGUUUCUGGAGAUCCAUUUUCUCGUUGUGACCCUGUGCGUCUCACAGAUGUUCUCAAGCAUCCUUUGAUUGAAUGCUACCAGACAAGUUCACCUAUCGCUUGACCUCGAGACAACACCGACAGCCCCGAUUUUAAAGCGAUUGUAUGUGAUGGGUUACACGCAGCGGAUGGUUAACUGCUAAACUAUAUACUGUGAAAAUAAGUUGAAAAACUUGUUUUAUUUUUCCUGUUCACGAAUGAACGCAAGGGCGUCACGCUUAUAUACACAUAUACUUGCAUAUGUUAAGCAUACGGGGCGUUGUUAUAUAUGCAUAAAUGUAUUGUUUCCUUGCGACUUAGUAUUUUCUUCUUUUACAUGACUCGGUUUUAGUUAGGCAAAAAUUAGUAAAGUCCAAAGGUCCAAAAAUUAGUAAAAUCAAGAAAGUAGAGGCGAAGCGUCACAAGCAUGAUGAAACUAUGGCACCAAACCCGUGUCCUAAUCGGAAACAGUAUACCACUGUUUCCGUGCUACGCCAUUGUAUGGUGUACCACUGUUAUGGAUUGAAAGGGCAUUUCUAAAUUAAUGAUUGCGAACGAUUAGCCAUCGAAAGGGCAGUUGAGGGCCUUGUCUGACUUAUGAUUUUAGGGCACUUUGCUUCGUUAGAGUUUGAUGUUACGGCGCGAGCUGGAAUCCUGUGCCAGGUCGAUAUAUCUCAAUACAGCUGUGUGUGGAUCACUGCGCGUCGAUUAUUGGUUUUUAAAAUGACCAACGAUGUUUGGAGCCUUAAGAACGAAGACUGGAAGGAAGCGAUGGUUGCCCCAAGCAGAUUUUAAUCAGCGAGGGUUCUGCCGCCCCGGAUAACAAUACUCAAGAUUCAGCCAAACGUCUUAGAUAAUAUAUAUAUAUAUACACAAAAAUAUAACUAAGUAUUAAUAUUAGUACUAACGUCAUUUAUAACGAGGAUAAAUGAUAGCACGACGAUAAUAUAACAUGUAUGUAUAUAUAUAUGUAUGUAUAUAUAUAUAUAUAUAUAUAUAUAUAUAUAAUGUAGGGACAACGUUCAUAUAUACGGAAACAAGCAAUGUGGGAAGUAGUAGUGGAGAGACAAUGGAAGACAAAGCAUAAAAGCAUUCACUGCGGCGAUAUGCUGAGGGCAAUGAUUAUUAAUAUUACUGUUUUUAUUUUAUAUUGGAACAUAACAGAAGUGCACAGACUGUAAUAAAGUAUGGAAAAAUCGUUUCCACUGCAGGUUGACACAAAAGAAAGCGCAGCUUAGAAACACGUAGGACUAUAAGGGCAAAAGACAGGAAGCAGCUUCCGCACGGUAGAACAAGCUUACAUUGGCAGAGUCUGACGAUAUGGAGAAUGAAAUUAACGCUCUAGACAUAAGCAAAUGUAUUAGUGGUUACUAUGCUACUACUACUACAGGUAAAAAUGAUCCUGUAGUAGUAGCAUAGGGAGAAAAAAGAUAACGAGAGAGAGAGAGAGAGAGAGAGAGAGAGA